AUGCAAACUUCGGAGGGUUCACCAGAUAUGAUGGAUCAGAAAUAUAACUCCGUGAGGCUGUCGCCAGCAGCAUCGAGUCGCAUACUCUACCAUGUGCCGUGCAAGGUCUGUCGGGACCACAGCUCUGGCAAACAUUACGGCAUCUAUGCCUGUGAUGGCUGUGCGGGCUUCUUCAAGCGCAGCAUACGCCGUUCCCGCCAGUAUGUGUGCAAGUCCCAGAAGCAAGGACUCUGUGUUGUGGAUAAGACGCACCGGAAUCAGUGCCGCGCUUGCCGUUUGCGCAAAUGCUUCGAGGUGGGCAUGAACAAGGAUGCCGUGCAACAUGAGCGGGGGCCACGCAACUCGACAUUACGUCGUCACAUGGCCAUGUAUAAGGAUGCUAUGUUAGGGGCUGGGGAUAUGCCACAGAUUCCGCCGGAAAUCUUGAUGAAUACGGCGGCUCUGACGGGCUUUCCUGGUCUGCCCAUGCCUAUACCACAGCAUCCGCAUUCGCAUCCUGGCUUGAAUGCCGCCUUUCAGCCACCGGCAGUAUUGGACUUAUCUGUGCCAAGGGUGCCGCAUCAUCCCGUGCAUCAGGGCCAUCAUGGCUUCUUCUCGCCCACGGCAGCUUACAUGAAUGCGCUGGCCACGCGUGCCUUGCCUCCCACACCGCCGCUGAUGGCUGCCGAGCACAUUAAGGAGACGGCCGCUGAGCAUCUGUUUAAGAACGUCAACUGGAUUAAGAGUGUGCGCGCCUUUACGGAACUGCCCAUGCCGGAUCAGCUGCAACUGCUGGAGGACUCCUGGAAGGAGUUCUUUAUACUAGCCAUGGCUCAGUAUCUGAUGCCCAUGAACUUCGCUCAACUGCUCUUUGUCUAUGAGUCGGAGAACGCCAAUCGCGAGAUCGUGAACAUUGUUUCCAGGGAGGUGCACGCAUUCCAGGAUGUGCUUAAUCAGCUGUGCCACAUGAACAUUGAUAGCACAGAGUACGAGUGCCUGCGCGCCAUUUCCCUCUUCCGCAAAUCGCCGCCGGCUGCUAGCUCCACAGAAGAUCUGGCCAAUAGCUCCAUACUGACGGGCAGCGGAAGUCCCAACUCCAGUGCUUCCGCUGAGUCGCGUGGUCUCCUCGAGUCCAGCAAAGUGGCAGCCAUGCACAAUGAUGCACGCAAUGCUCUCCACAAUUACAUCUCUCGCACCCAUCCGAAUCAGCCGCUACGCUUCCAGACCCUCCUCGGCGUCGUCUCUCAAAUGCACAAGGUCUCCAGCUUCACAAUCGAGGAGCUCUUCUUCCGCAAGACCAUCGGCGACAUCACCAUUGUACGUCUGAUAUCCGAUAUGUACAGUCAGCGUAAGAUCUGA
Messenger RNA from Scaptodrosophila lebanonensis, 1338 nucleotides. It is a transcript of the gene tll, whose product is annotated as protein tailless. Gene Ontology annotation, biological process: cell differentiation; positive regulation of transcription by RNA polymerase II; anatomical structure development. The coding region runs from base 1 to 1338 and encodes 445 amino acids. The record is from RefSeq and is a predicted model, not a curated record. The transcript has 2 exons. Gene Ontology annotation, molecular function: nuclear receptor activity; RNA polymerase II cis-regulatory region sequence-specific DNA binding; zinc ion binding. Lineage: Eukaryota; Metazoa; Arthropoda; Insecta; Diptera; Drosophilidae.